This is a messenger RNA of Vespa crabro (European hornet), 2813 nucleotides long. Its product is annotated as MORN repeat-containing protein 5-like. The coding region runs from base 1458 to 2369 and encodes 303 amino acids. NCBI's taxonomy places the organism in Eukaryota, Metazoa, Arthropoda, Insecta, Hymenoptera, Vespidae. The record is from RefSeq and is a predicted model, not a curated record. The transcript has 6 exons.
CUCUUGUUACUCUUCUCUUUUUAUCCCUCUGCCUCUGAUUCUCUCGUUUUUACUGUCCUAUCCUUUCUUUCUUUAUUUAUUUUCUUUUCUUCUUUUCUCUUUUUACUUCCCUCCCACCACCCUUUCUUUCUUCAAAUUAUCCUCUCCGGUUACGUUAUAUACGUCCGUGUAUCCUAAUCCUUUCGAACGACUUUCCACGACGCCCGUGAGGCCUCCUAAGGAACUGCAACCGAGACGAACGAUCUUGCGGUUGACCUUGCCGCAACGACUAAGGAUAGUGACCUUACCGAAGACGCUUAUAUUCCUGCUACUACUCGUCCUCUUCUCCUGUUUCUCUCCUCCUUCUUACCCCUCCUUUUCCUACUACUUACCAUGACUGCUCUCCUCUUUCUCUCUUUCAAUUUUUCCCCUACCUUCGAAGUCGUCUCGCUUCUCUCCUCCUGUUCGUUCCUUCGACUUCUUCCUUUUCUCUCUCUCUCUCUCUCUCUCUCUCUCCUCUCCUUUUGAACAUGACUUCGAAGAAGAUCGGCGGUAUAUGAUUUGUACGCUUUUUCUUUUUCCUCUAUCUCUCCCUCUCUAUCUCUUUCUUUCUCUCUUUCCUUUUCUUUUCAUUCCAUCUUUGCCUCUCAUUUUCUUUUUUUCGCUCUUAUUUCUAUGUCCUAUGUUAUUCCGUACGUUUCUUUUUACUUUUUGAACGAUUUGAGCGAUUUGAAACACGUCGAAUGACGAUUUUCUUUUCGUUCCUUCGAAUCGAUUGGAGCGUGUCAGCUAAUAGAUUUCUCUCUUUCUCUCUGUUUUUCUCUAUCUGUCUUCCUUUCUGUCGGUCUCUCUCUCUCUCUCUCUCUCUCUUUCUCUCUCUCUCUCUCUCUCUCUCUCUCUCUCUCUCUCUCUCUCUCUCUCUGUUUUCUCUUUCUCUGAUAAUUCUCCAUUUAAUCUCACAAAGUCAGAAUCCUGGAUGAGGAUUUUUUAGAAUUGCAUUGCACUGUCUUGAGCUAAAUAUACGAGUGUAUAUAAUAAACAAACAAAUUAAAUAUACAUACAUACACUCUUAUAAUUAGAAAGGAUUAAUAGUAUAUUUAUCAGAUAGAUAUGUAUCUAUCUAUGAUCAAAUUCGUAGAGUACAAAAGGACAGAUACGGUAAGAUAUAUGUUUGAAAUGUGUCCGUGAUAUAUUCCUUUAUAUAUUGAGAGCGCGUAUUCUAUCGGUGCACGGGUUUUAAGACGGCGUGCGUCGUAAUCCAGGCCGAUGAUUAUACCAACGAUUAACGGUACACAUUGGCUGACCGGUUGCGAGUCACUUGACUUCGAGACUACGAUCGUAGCUAACAUUCCAAAUUCGUGACCACCACACUGUCGAUAGUAAAUCGUAAUUGAAACAUAAAUAUUUAAUUCAUAAAUAUUUCAAUCUAAUUGAGGGUUUUUCAAAUUCGCUUCUUGGUGAUAAUAUUAACAAUUGAUAUGGAUAAUCAUUAUCAUGAAUUGAUUUUGGGAACUAUUAAUCAGGAUUUGGAUCUGGCUGUUUCAAGAGCACAAAAUAUUGAAAUUAAAUCAACAAGGACUUCAAUAUCGAUGAAAAGUGUAGAACAAGUUCAGAAUUAUAACUACUUUAAUAAAGAAAAAGCUUUAAGUAUCCUUAUAGAGCAGGACGAGGACGAUGAACUAGAUGUCAAAGUCGAAAAAGAUUUCAAUGACCUAUUUUGGAGGGAAAGUUUUUUUAUCAAUGGAAGUAAUUACAACGGUACUUGGGACGCAGUCAGCAUGGCAGGAAUUGGAAGAUACAUUUUACCGAAUGGAAUCGUCUUUGAGGGUGAAUUUCGCGAUGACAAAUUUCACGGAAACGGAACCAUGUCCUGGCCAUGCGGACAAAGCAUAGAUGGGGUCUGGAUAUCUGGCAAGCUGAAAACUAAGCGGUACAGAUUCAAGGAUGGUUUGAUAUUCGCUGAAGAUGGCUGGGAAUAUUGUCAAUUUCCUGACAGACGAUUUUAUGCUUGUAUCACGACUGGCUUGAGACCUGCGAGAAUAACGCUAAAAACCAAUUGUCAACCGGCCAAAAUAAUUCCUCUCUUUUGUUACGAUGUGGGUUACGGUAUAUAUUAUCCGAAUACUCAUUGUAUCAUGUCAUAUGAUUCAACAAAGAUAAUCGAAAUACCAACUAAAACGAAAGUCGAGUGGAUUAUAAGCAAUUGUCGGAAAGGCUAUGAUGAACCUACACAUUAUCAGCCAUGGUUAAAUGAAAAUUGGUCAAAAAAAACGAGGCAAGAAUUAAAUAUAAAAUAUUGCUUACCCUUAUCAAACGAUUCACCGCAAGGAUGGUGGAAAAGGUAUAAUCGUAAUUAUUCUAUAAUAGUAAAUUUCUUUAUAUUGAAUUAAGAUUUCACCAUUAUCACACGGUAAAAUUACAUAUAAUUUUGAAAUGUAUUAGAAAUUCAAUAGAAAAUCGAGUAUAUAUAAACUUGUUUAUAAAAUCAUAUAUAUAUAUAUAUAUAUAUAAUUAUUCUCUACUUAUUCCCAAAACAAACAAGAUUGUCGAUUUUCGAGCAAGAUACCAGCGUAUAUCAGAAACCUGACGAGUUCCUUUACAAACAUUGUUAUUUGAAUCGAAGAAAAAAAAAGAUAUGUAAAAAUAGCGAAGAAGGAAAUCGCUGCAAUUAAAAUCUUUCGUUAUGUUUUGUUUUUAUAAUAUAUAUAUAUCCAUAAAAAAAUAUGUAUGGAAAAAAAAAACAAUAAAUAUCCAUCGAUACGAUCACCUUGCGUUUUCUAUUGUUUUGUAAACAAUCUUUGCGGACAUAUUGAUAGAUAUCGACGGACAAGAAA